Dicrocoelium dendriticum is the source of this 531-nucleotide messenger RNA. Lineage: Eukaryota; Metazoa; Platyhelminthes; Trematoda; Plagiorchiida; Dicrocoeliidae. The record is from the annotation of a GenBank genome assembly.
AUGAUGGAGGAGAACCCCAAAGCACUGGAGAGCGUUCCUAUCUUCAUAACCGGUUGGUGGGCUUCAUUGGAAAGGAAGAAACGUAUAAAGCUCAUCGCUUUUGUAAUACUUUACAUCUUCAUGUUUGUGAGCGUGUGCGUUAUGGUUACAGAUGAUUCCAUAUUAGUUCACAAAAUGCGACUGAGGGCAUUGCAAGCGCCAGGAUUGUCUUUGCAACAAGUGCGAUUCGAUCUAGCGCUGAUUAAACGAAUCGGGUUUCACUCAGAUCACAACAAAGGAUUUGAAUACCAGUUACCAAAGGAAAUCCGCUUGGAAACCAGCAAAGCCUACUCCACAAAUAGUGUGGAAACGUUUGUUCGAAAUCACAUCAAUACAGCCAUUAAUGUGUGGCAAACUUGCGUCCGUCGGUCACAUCGCGCCAGGUCAUUUCGCGCCAUCACCCACAUCAUUCUGAUUAUGGGUCUGCUGGCCAUCCGCUCAGCUCCCGCUCUAUUCAUCCUCAACCGCAUCUGGAUGAUCCGCGCAGUUAGU